Molecule: messenger RNA, 1704 nt
Organism: Lates calcarifer (barramundi perch)
Lineage: Eukaryota; Metazoa; Chordata; Actinopteri; Centropomidae
Exons: 6
Coding region: 85-846 (253 amino acids)
Source: RefSeq, a predicted model, not a curated record
ACCCAACUGCGUAACAUUCGUUGACCUCCGUACACAACAGUAUAGUUGGGUAACAGAAGCUCCGUGUAAGGUGACAGCGUGAAUAUGAGUGUGAGUUUGUGUAAAUCCGUGCUGAUAACCGGCUCCAGCAGAGGAAUAGGACUACAGCUGGUGAGAGAGCUCGCGAAAAGCAGCAAUAGACCCCCUACCAUCAUAGCGACAGCCCGCAAUCCAACUAGCUCCACGGACCUGCAGGAGCUCUCCAAAACCUACCCAGGUGUUCAUAUUGUGACAUUAGAUGUGGAGAGUCAGCAGAGUAUCAGCUCAGCCCUGGAGGAGGUCCAGUCCAUUGUAGGAAAUAAUGGACUGAAUUGUCUGAUCAAUAACGCCGCUAUCGGAUUCUCCAUGGACAUAAAUGCCAUAACUCCAGAGGCCAUGAUGAAGACCUUCCAGGUCAAUAGUGUUACGCCCCUCUUUGUCACAAAGGCUUUCUUGCCUCUGCUGCAGACCGCCGCAGCACAGUCAACAGGGAUGGGGAUCCACAGAGCAGCCGUUAUCAACAUCUCCUCUAUCCUUGGCUCCAUUACGUGCAACUGGGGUGAAGCUGCCAACUUAAAGAGCUACGCCUACCGCACCUCCAAAGCUGCACUGAACAUGGUGACCAGGUGUCUAGCUGCUGACUUGGGGUCAGAUGGAAUCCUCUGCAUGUCUCUGCACCCUGGCUGGGUCAAAACAGACAUGGGAGGGCCUCAAGCUCCUUUGACAGUAGAGGAGAGUGUUUCUGGAAUGCUGUCUGUGCUCUCCCAUCUAACAGAUAAGGACCAUGGAGGAUUCAAGGACUACCGUGGAGACAACUUACCCUGGUAAACUGAAACACUGGGUGUAACAUAAUCAAACCUGCUCUGUUGAGGAUAUUAUCAAAGUAGUGAGCCCCUGGUUAGUGUCAAUAACUUAAGAACAUACAGCAUACAUAUACUGGCUACCUGCAAAUCUUUGUAUUGCCCUGUUCUUCUGCGGUUUUAACAAAUUGGUUUAUUCAAGAAUUUCUCAUCAUUUAAAUGUUUUAAAGACGUCAAACUCAGUUAUCUAUCUGACAGAGAACAGCACAUGUCAAAAGGUCCAAGCUUCUUCAAAUUAUGCUGCAAGGAUCUAUUCCUGGCCUGGUGAUUUUUUUUAAUUUAUGUCAAUUGACCGCCUAUUUUUUGUGAGGAUAUCUUUCCAUUUUUGUUUGCUGAUGAUAUGAGUUUUAUAGCGUCACACAAAGAUUUUAGUACACUAAUGCAAAAUUAAUGAAUGUGGAAUUUUUAAGUGGUUUCAGUAAUAAUAAACUUACCACAAUAUUAAAGGACAAAAACAACCUUCAUAAUACCAAGUCAUAAUUUUGAGAUAACAAGUCACAGUUUAGUUUAGAAUCAUGAUAAUAAGUCAAAGAGUAAUGAUAAGUAUCUGUUUUUGACAGUUCAGUAAUUUUCUUUAUUUCCUGGCAGCAAUGGGCUUAGGCAUAGUGUAGAGACUCUCUAUACCAGUAAUGGAGAAGCAAAGAUGAUCUGGAACAAAUCUGUAUUGAUGAUUCUUUGUCAUAGUAAAUCCAAAAGAGCAAGUUUAACAGCCCUUCUGUUGACUGGGAAUUCAGACAUUUUAUAGAAUAGUGCAGAAGGUGAUUUUGAUUAUUGUGAUUUUUACGAGGAAGAAAUAAAUUCAGACUGUCCAGUCAGUCCAGUGCCA